Molecule: messenger RNA, 2368 nt
Organism: Myripristis murdjan (pinecone soldierfish)
Lineage: Eukaryota; Metazoa; Chordata; Actinopteri; Holocentriformes; Holocentridae
Gene: ptges
Product: prostaglandin E synthase
Exons: 3
Coding region: 356-796 (146 amino acids)
Biological process (GO): prostaglandin biosynthetic process
Cellular component (GO): membrane
Molecular function (GO): prostaglandin-E synthase activity
Source: RefSeq, a predicted model, not a curated record
UGUUUUCCAGAGUUUUUCGAGCCAGGUUUGGUAUGAGCAGCACGCCGUCAGUGAUCUUUGCGCCCCGAGGGAAUAAGAAGCUGCUGCAGGAGCUUCCCCACAUCAGACAAACCUAAGCGUGCCAAGGUGAUUAUAGGCUACUGUAACUCAAGGUUACACACGAUUAUGAAAUUGCAUAAAUGAAAAUGCCUUUCCUCUGUCAUAAUUGGGGGUGAGGGGGUGGGCACACGAGCGACGGUACAAAACUCGCCCCGGUUCCACUCGGAGCGCAGCGGCGCGCAGGAACCAACCCCGAAACCAGCGGGACUUUUAUUUGACCAUACUUCACUUUGGAGGAUAAAGCAAGAAAACAACCAUGAUAGUCAACGAGGUUUUCUCCUGUUUUGUUUUCUAUGGAGUGCUUCUUGUGGUGAAGAUGUACGCUGUGGCGAUCAUAACGGGACAAGUGAGGCUGCGGAAGAAGGCCUUUGCCAACCCAGAGGACGCAAUGAGACGCGGGGGUGUGCAGUACCACAAAGAGGACCCAGACGUGGAGCGCUGCCGAAGAGCCCACCGCAAUGACCUGGAGAACAUCCUGCCUUUCCUGUUUUUGGGUGCCGUGUACUCCCUCACCGGCCCUUCGCUGUUUGUGGCCCGUCUUCACUUCUUCAUCGUCUUCGUGGCUCGUGUGGUGCACACCGUGGCCUACCUGCUGGCCCUGCGUGCGCCCACCCGCUCUGUGGCCUACACGAUUGGACAGAUGCCCUGUGCCUCCAUGGCGCUGCAGGUCCUAUUUUCAGUCAUCACAUAUGCCUAACAUCCCCCAGCCAGGGACCGGAUGUGUGUGCUGUUCUCACUCACUAGGUGUCGGUUAUAAUUUGUGAUAUAUAUCAGUAGAAAGGGGAGGAGAAUACCUGAUAGGCUUGUUUGAAGACAGGAUAGGAAAGAUAAGAUGCUUCAGUUAGUGUGCAAUACAUGGUGUGUGUGCUUGCAGCAAUGCUGGGUUUGUGAAAUAUCAGCAGUAUUUUAUUUUAUUUUUUAAAUCAUUUUAUUUACAAAGUUAAAAUGUGAGAGUUCCUUCCUGUUUGUCUGAGGAGCUUAUUUUGAAGUGAAGAGCGGUGUUAUCACGCACUGUACUUGUAUUUGAAAUGCAAAUGAAGGUUGUUGUUUGUCUUUAUCUUUAUCUGCUCUUGGUGAAACAGCCUGAUGGAAUCAAGAAUGAUUGAUGGACAAACUUCAGUUUAUUCCGCGUUAUAACACAUUGUCCAGUACUGUAUACGGAUCCCUCAUUGUAGUGUUUACACAGCACAGACCGACCUUCAUGUGGAUGAACGACUACACAAGAGACCUCACUGUUAUCCCUUUGUGUCCUCAGAAGGUUUUCCUGCUUUCUUACAUUUAAAGGACUACUCCAGGUUUUGGGCGAAAUACCCCUUUUCUGUCUUAACCAGACUGAGACAAGAUGUUCGAUACCAUUUUCACCUCUGUUCGUCCAGCGAUUCAGUUCCUAUUUGUAGCAUUUCUAUGUUAGCUUAGCAUAAAGACUUGAAGUCUAUGGGAGUCAUUAGCCUAGCUCCGUCAAAGUGAAAAAAUAAACCUUACAGCAACUCUGAAGCUGUCUUAUUUACACAAUGUACUGCAAAUUCCAUGACUUGGAAUUAAAAAAAAAAAAAAAAAAAAAAAAAAAAGGAGAGUCCUUUUGGGGGAAAGUUAUUUUAUGCUGGAUCUAGCUUUAUUUUCAGUGGCGUGUGGAUCACUGGGCCAGAUGGAAAGAUAGGACACCUGAAUUCUAGCAGUUGUAGUUUCACUAUCUAACUAGAACAACUGAACAACUGCCAACAACAACUAAAUCUCUCUUUCUCUCUCUCUCUCUCUCUCUCUCUCUCUCUCUCUCUUUUUUCUUUUUAAUCCAGUACAUGUGUUUCAGAGGUGAAAUGGUAUUGAACAUCUUGUCUCAGUCUCCUGGAUAAGUCCGAAAAUGGGUAUUUUGCCCAUAAUGUUGGACUGUUCCUUUAAAUUUCAUCUGUUAGGUUAUGUUGUGGUAACGUGUGUUUGCCCGAUGAUGGUGUUCAGUGCUACAUGCAGCAGAGCUUUAUAACACCCAGUGGAGCUGUGCUGUUUUUGGUGAAACAAUUUUUUGGACCAAGAAACAAAUGCCUGGGAACAACCUCGAGAGAACAUGGAAGAUGAAAAUUGUGAAAGAGGUGAAACUGACCACCAGUUUGUCCUUGUUGUUGCUCUGCAGUGCCGUUGUGUGUUGGACAGUCGAUCAUGAGGCGAUUUGUGUUGCAUUAACUUAUUUCAUUGAAUGUAUGAGGGGAUAUAUUUGUCUGUGCUGGGGCAAAGCCUGGAUAAGUUUUAUUUGGCAAUAAAAGAUUUUUACACUCAA